This is a messenger RNA of Raphanus sativus (radish), 1201 nucleotides long. RefSeq lists its product as uncharacterized. The transcript has 4 exons. The record is from RefSeq and is a predicted model, not a curated record. Lineage: Eukaryota; Viridiplantae; Streptophyta; Magnoliopsida; Brassicales; Brassicaceae. The coding region runs from base 258 to 998 and encodes 246 amino acids. Gene Ontology annotation, biological process: male meiotic nuclear division; female meiotic nuclear division.
UUCAUAUCCCAAAGAGAAAAAGACACUAUCCAACAACUGUUCUUUUGCUUUAUUUUUUCUACCGUUGACUGUAUUGAGUACAAUCUCUUCUUCAUCUUCUAAAACUAUCCACUGCUUUUUAACUUUACUUUCAAAUUCUAUUGUUUUAUUUGAAUUUACUUUCACUUUUGACACACAACAAGAUAAAUAGGAAGCCAUAUAGGUUUUCGUUUUACAAAACACUCAGCAAAUCAUUCAGAAAGAAAAAAACACAAAACAUGAGUGAGCUUCUCUACUCUUUACCCACUUGGAAUCUACACAACCUUGGAUCACUCUUCAAGCCUGACUUGAAUCCUGAUGCAUAUGGAUACAUAAAUGGAUCGCCACAACAGAUUUACAGAUCACCGGAGAUGGAUUAUUCCGACGUCUCCACAGGUUACCUUGAGGACGCACUUAUCGAGUCUUGUGAGAGAAGCAAAAGAAGACGUCUUUUGUUCGAUGAUCCAUCAAAAUCUCUCGAGGAUAGCUACUCAUAUUCGCAGAACGAUUGGGGCCUGCAUGAGAGUUAUAGCUGUCUGGAAAGUCAGUUUGUCACUCCACCUGUUAACAUAGAUGAACGUACGAGUGGAAAACGUAGCCGUGAGGAGCCGAUAUCGACCGAGUACGAGUCUCCCCAUUUUUCUGUUUCUCCUGACAAAAUCUAUGUCCGAGAAAAAUCUCCAACCGAGCCAUCUUUGUCUAACUGUGGUAAUACGAACAAAAGACUAUUCGCGAGAGUGGUCUAUCCAUUUGGAUUGGUGAAACCAGGUGGUCGAGAAGAAGAUAUAACUCUAAACGAUGUAAACAAGAGGAUUCUAAUGCCACCGGCUCGACCUGUUCGACAUCCGGUUGGAGAUUUUGCCUCUAGAACGUGCAUCUCGACCCAUGGACCAGGUCUCUCCGGUAAACCCGUGGUGGCUCUUACUAGGAUCCAAACACAGGGGAGGGGCACAAUUACCAUAAUGAGAACUACGGGAUGAAUCAUGUAAUAUUUGUAAUCAGUUGUGGUUGUAAUGUGUAAAAUAUUUGAGGCCAAUGUAGAAUAGAAAGCCAAAGUAAUCGUUGGCUAUGAGAGAAACUUUCAGCUUUUGUAUAGAAAGUUAGGGGAGGUAAAUUUUGAAAAAAUGAUCUACAAUAUCCGGUGCGUUUUCUAAUAUGAAUAAUCACAUUACCUUCUUUUGAA